AUGCGCUCCUAUCUCUUUCGGGCUCCGUCCACGUCUCUGCAUGCCAAUGCCAUAUCCAUUGGAGGACGGCUGCUACAGGGGACGGACCAAAGGCAAAGAAGGGUGAUUGGCACUACGGUGUCGGCUGUGGGUAAUGAUCUUCUUAAUGGAUCUGUACAUGGGCAUGUCUAUAACUCUGUUCCCAUGUCUGUGCCACUGCGCUCUGAUCACAGCUUGAUGGCUGGAGCUGCUGUGGGAAUGGAUAGUGUUAUUGCUGCUGCUACUACUGCUGCUGCUGCUGCUACUACUACUGCUGCUGCUGCUGCUGCUGCUGGUGGGACCAGCAGCGCAAGUAGAAAAGGAACACGGAGAUGUCUCGGGUCCUUCGGCAAUUCCAGCGUCUCGAUGUCCCGAUCAGGGGUCCAAGGAGAAGCUGAAUCGUCUGCCGCCCCGGAAUCAGGUUUGGAAUCAGGAUCGGAUCGGCAAGCGACCCGGCUCCCGUCACCAGCGGGUGUACCACGGGCCAACGUCCGCUUCCCCUCUCCGCUCCUGGCUAGCUCAGGGAUACAAGGCUUGCCUGCAUUCCAGAAUCAACGGAGAUCAUACUCUACGUCAACUUCAAGCCCCUUUUCUUCCAAUUCCUUCUCCGCCUCCUCUUCUUCAUCGUCUCCAUCACCGCCAGACACCGAUAACAGCCACAUAAACCAAGAUGCCAACUCGCCGCGCUCUGGCACUGAAUUCUCCAUUGACUUUGACCGCCUCGCCGCCUUGAUCCCCAACCAAAGCCCCACCGGCAUAAACUCCGUCUGGUUCAUCGUCGCAGCCGCCUCGCUCCUAGCGUUCCACAAGGAAGCCGCCGUGGGUGAGCUAUGGAAGUAUAUCAGCCAGCGCUGCGAAGGUGAAGGUGAAAGGGAGAGCAGAAAUGACAUAGCUGGCGAUGAUGCCAGGUCAAGACAGCUUGGGAUCGCCCGACGGAUCAGGGAGAGCUGUCUGAAGGCGAGUGUGUUGGUUGGGUUUCCGCGGGGCAUAAACGCCCUUCUCGCCCUGCAAGCAUCACUGUCCACCACCAGCAACCCAGUCCUCGCAACCCUCCAAGCCGACAAACCCCUGCGCACGCUCUCCACCUUUCCCACCUCCGAAUCCCGCUACGCCCGCGGCAAGCAAUUCUUCAGCCAGAUCUACGCAAACCACACGGAGCGCGUGCUAGCGUCCAUGGGCGCGAGUUCGGCAGGUGACCUGAGCUAUUUCGCCAUCUCGAGCAUCUACGGCGAGUUGAUGGCUGAGACGAGCAUUUUGGAUGGGCGCGAGACGGUUCUGUUGGAGUUUGCGUGUUGUUUGGCGGAUGGUGUUGGGCCGCAGGCGAAGGGUCACUUCUUCGGCUGCAAGAACCUCAGCGUCAGCGGGGAAGAGAUUCGCGGUGCGAUUGAGAUCGUGCGGGAGAUCGCGCGGCAGCUGGAGUUGACUUUUGUGCUGGAGGAGGUGGGGGAGGGGUUCGAGCGGGGCGAGGGGGAGUUCCGGUUUCUGAAGAGAGCGAGUUCGUGGUAG
Messenger RNA from Paracoccidioides lutzii Pb01, 1524 nucleotides. RefSeq lists its product as hypothetical. The transcript has 3 exons. Bases 1 to 1524 code for a protein of 507 amino acids. The record is from RefSeq and is a predicted model, not a curated record.